Molecule: messenger RNA, 1023 nt
Organism: Saccoglossus kowalevskii
Lineage: Eukaryota; Metazoa; Hemichordata; Enteropneusta; Harrimaniidae
Product: 5-hydroxytryptamine receptor 7-like
Biological process (GO): G protein-coupled receptor signaling pathway
Cellular component (GO): membrane
Molecular function (GO): neuropeptide Y receptor activity
Source: RefSeq, a predicted model, not a curated record
AUGACGGUAACACAAACCACAUCAACAUCAGCUUGCAACGAUUCAAGUCUAGAUACUGUACCGGGAAGUGUACCGUUGACGGAGAAAAUCAUAGAAAGUGUCAUAUUAACUGCAAUUUGUCUCGUAUCCAUCACAGGAAACGUCUUUCUUUGGGUGGUUGUUGUUUGCAGUCGCAAACUACGAACCACGUCGAAUGCGCUGGUGCUAUGCCUGAGUGGUGCUGAUUUGAUGGUGUCGAUUGCAAACAUGCCGAUUACCGUCGUUACCAUCGUUUACGGAGAGUGGGUAUUAGGUAGUGCUUGGUGCUCUGUCUUUGGGUUCACUAGCAUGGUCAAUUUCAUUGCGUCUGUUAUGUCACUGGGUGCUAUCAGCGUCAAUCGAUUUAUUCUCAUCUCCUAUCCCCAUCAUUUUAGAAGCGUUUACAACAAAAAGGGUACAGCGGCGAUGAUACUAGGGGUAUGGUUAUUAGCAUGCUGCCUCGCAUCACCACCACUGUUUGGAUGGGCUGAAUACGAUUAUCUGCCGAACCAAUCGUUCUGUUUCUGCAAGUGGAGAAGCAGUAUAUCUUACACAGUCUUUAUGAUAGUUCUGUGUUUCGGGGGACCCUGCUGCAUAAUGUUGUUUUCAUACGCAAGUAUUUGGAACACCGUCCGACGCAGCAGGCAACGGGUAGAAGCAAAUAACGCAAAAGAGGCCGCUGCUAUCGACCGAGAGAGAGUGAGAAGAAAGCGCGAAGAGGAUAUGAAGUUGACAAAGUUAUUUCUGGUUGUUAUCGCCGCUUUCGUCCUUGCCUGGCUGCCCUUUUGUAUAACGAUGGUUUUGGGAGUGGUGUCACCGAAUUUGCUGUCGCCUGUCGUUGAAAUGACGACGUUGUUGCUAGGAUACUGCAACAGUUGUUGUAACCCAAUUAUAUAUGGUGUAAUGAACAGAAGAUUCACAGAAGAGUUUAUGGCUACAUUGUGUAUACGGGGACGUCCCGGAGAUAAUGAUACGGUGCACGCGAUAACAAAUGCACAGCCGUGA